AUGAAUAUAUUACAUUUUGCAUUAGUAGUAUUAGACCCGCAACUUAAGUUUAAAUAUUUUGAAUCACUGGACUUACUAUUACAACUUAUUACUGAUAUCAAAAAUAUCAUUAAAAAUAAGUAUGAAAAUGAGUAUGCAUCUUUUUCUGAUCAAAGUAUAUUGCAUGAAACUACAACACGUUCUACAAUAAUGUCACAGAUAUAUCAGUCACAGUCAAAUGAGAUGAAUUAUUCUGCUCUUUCAAAAUUCACAAGAGACUGUCUUUCAAUCCCAGGAACAAGCGUUUCUAGUGAACAGGCAUUUAGUAUUGGUG
Messenger RNA from Cetraspora pellucida, 313 nucleotides. Lineage: Eukaryota; Fungi; Glomeromycota; Glomeromycetes; Diversisporales; Gigasporaceae. The record is from the annotation of a GenBank genome assembly.